Messenger RNA from Plasmopara halstedii, 4056 nucleotides. Its product is annotated as atp-binding cassette superfamily. Gene Ontology annotation, cellular component: membrane. NCBI's taxonomy places the organism in Eukaryota, Oomycota, Peronosporomycetes, Peronosporales, Peronosporaceae. Gene Ontology annotation, molecular function: ABC-type transporter activity; ATP binding; ATP hydrolysis activity. Bases 1 to 4056 code for a protein of 1351 amino acids. The transcript has a single exon. The record is from RefSeq and is a predicted model, not a curated record.
AUGUCGUCAGAGGACAAGCGCCGUUUGCUGCAACCAGAAGUUCCAGCUGCAACCGAACAAGUACCGCAGGUGUAUCGGUCACUGAACUUUCGAAGUCUGCAAGACCCAUACUCGAAUCGUAGUGGAGAGACUAUGGCUAGCCACUAUAGUACGUUGCGCACUGACAACUUGGAAUCGAUGCUUGAUGGAGGUCUCGAAAAGUUUUAUAAAAAAUUUAACCACUUGUCGCGCAAAAUUAAUCUUCAGCUGCCUACACCCGAGGUGCGAUUUCAGGACUUGUCAUUUUCUGUGCAAGUGCCGGCGAGCGUGGGUGGUCACAGUACGGUUGGAUCACACCUCGCAUCAAUAUUUAAGCCAUGGGAGAAAAUGCCUACGGUAACCAAACAUGCCCUCCAUCCAAUGACUGGGAUUAUCAAGCCCGGAUCAAUGACGCUGAUUCUAGCAAAUCCUGGGGCUGGCAAGUCGACGUUUUUAAAAGCAAUGGCCGGUAAAUUACAAAACAAUAAACAGACGGAGAUUGGUGGCGAAAUAUUGUAUUCUGGAUUAAGAGGUGACGAGAUCGACCUGAUCAAGCUGGUGGGUCUUGUCGAUCAGACCGAUAAUCAUAUUCCAACGCUCAGUGUUCGCGAGACGUUUAAGUUUGCUGACAUGUGUGUAAACGGCCGUCCCGAAGAUCAACCGGAGGAGAUGCGUGACAUCGCUGCACUUCGUACGGAGCUCUUUAUUGAGAUUUUGGGUCUUGAAAAUUGUGCGGAUACAGUCGUCGGUGACGCUUUGUUGCGAGGAGUAAGUGGUGGUGAACGUAAGCGAGUGACUGUUGGAGAAGUUUUAGUUGGUGGUCAGAGCUUGUUCCUUUGCGACGAGAUUUCGACGGGUCUCGACAGUGCCGCCACUUUUGACAUUGUCAAGUCCAUGCGUACAUGGUGCAAGACAUUGGGUGGAUCUGUGAUUGUGGCCUUACUGCAACCAACACCUGAAGUAGUCGAAAUGUUCGAUGAUAUCUUAAUGGUCCACGAAGGUCACAUGGUAUAUCACGGACCGCGGACAGAGAUUCUGGACUAUUUUGAAAAGCUUGGCUUUACCUGUCCGCCGCGGGUCGAUCCUGCUGAUUUUUUAAUCGAAGUUACGUCGGGGCGAGGCACACGCUAUGCCAACGGAAAUGUAGAUACCAGGAGUCUGCCUGUUACGGCCGAAGAGCUUAAUAAUCUUUUUUGUCAGUCAGAAAUAUAUCAAAAGACUCACGAAGCUAUCAGCAGAGGGUUUAAUGAACAUCAAUUUGAAAACGCCGAAGAUUUUGCCAAGGCCAAAAGUGUUGCUAAUCUGGCGCGUUCAAAGCAAAGUUCGGAAUUUGGCUUGGCUUUCAUUCCCAGUACGUUGUUGCUGUUAAACCGUCAAAAGUUAAUUUGGUUGCGAGACCCGCCACUUCUGUGGGGAAAGUUGCUCGAAGCUCUUAUCAUCGGUCUUGUCAUGGGCAUGAUAUACUAUAAUGUGAGUUCGGCGUACUAUUUGCGCAUGAUCUUCUUCAGUAUAGCUCUUUUCCAACGUCAAGCGUGGCAGCAAAUUACCAUUUCGUUUCAGCUGCGCAAAGUUUUCUACAAGCAACGACCUCGUAAUUUUUUUCGAACUACCUCUUAUGCUAUUGCUGAGAGUGUCGUGCAGAUUCCGGUAAAUGUGGCUGUCUCUUUCGUCCUUAGUACUUUUUUCUACUUCAUGAGUGGUUUAACGCGGACGUUCGAGAAAUAUAUUGUAUUUUACUUGGUGCUGCUGUGUUUUCAACACGCUAUUAGUGCGUACAUGACAAUGUUAAGUGCAUUGUCGCCGAGCAUCACGGUUGGUCAGGCUCUUGCUUCUAUCUCAGUUAGUUUUUUUCUCUUGUUCUCUGGUAACAUUAUCCUAGCUGACCUUAUCCCGGACUAUUGGAUUUGGAUGUACUGGUUUUCUCCUAUAUCGUGGGCGCUGCGGAGUAACAUGUUGUCAGAAUUUUCGAGUGAUCGCUACACAGCUGCUCAAAGCAAGAAGUUUUUGGACAGCUUUUCCAUAAAGCAGGGCACGGAGUAUAUUUGGUUUGGAGUUGGGGUCCUCAUUGCCUAUUACUUUUUAUUCACGACGCUUAACGGUCUGGCAUUACACUACAUUCGCUAUGAGAAAUACAAAGGGGUUAGUGUGAAGACCAUGACCGAUAAUACAGCUAGUGACGAGGUAUACGUUGAAGUAGGAACCCCAAAUGUUCCUAACGGCGGUGUUGUCAAGAGCGGUGGUUUGCCGUUCACGCCGUCCAAUUUGUGUAUUAAGGACCUUGAAUACUACGUGACACUGCCGUCAGGUGAAGAAAAGCAGCUUCUACGUGGCAUUACGGCACAUUUUGAGCCUGGACGUAUGGUUGCAUUAAUGGGUGCAACAGGAGCCGGCAAAACGACCCUGAUGGAUGUGAUUGCUGGUCGGAAGACUGGUGGCCGCAUUGUUGGCGACAUUAUUGUGAAUGGCGAAUUAAAGAAUCCAGCUAAUUUCAGUCGCAUCACGGCAUACUGUGAGCAGAUGGACAUUCAUUCAGAAGCCGCUUCUAUUUAUGAAGCACUUGUAUUCUCUGCGAACUUGCGACUUCCACCCUCUUUUACAAAAGAAGAGAGGAUGAACUUAGUAAACGAAACUCUGGAAUUGUUAGAACUAAAUUUAAUUUCUGAUGCUAUGGUUGGUAGCCUAUCAGUUGAGCAGAAAAAGCGUGUUACCAUCGGCGUCGAAGUGGUUUCUAAUCCGAGUAUUUUAUUUCUUGACGAGCCUACAAGUGGCCUUGACGCACGUUCUGCUUUAAUUGUCAUGCGAGGGGUCCAGUCGAUCGCGCGAACGGGUCGCACGGUCUUGUGUACGAUCCAUCAGCCGAGCAUUUCGAUUUUUGAACUCUUUGAUGACUUGUUACUUUUACAACGUGGUGGUUACACUGCUUACUUUGGUGAUUUGGGCGUCGACUCUGUAAAGAUGCUUGAAUACUUUGCUAUGAUACCCGGUACGGCUGAGAUCCGGCCGCAGUAUAAUCCGGCUACGUACAUGUUGGAAGUGAUUGGUGCCGGAAUUGGUCGUGACGUCAAGGAUUACUCAGUCGAAUACAAGAAUAGUGCAUUAUACAGGUCAAAUCGCGAGCGUACACUUCAGCUAGCCGAGGUUUCGGACGAUUUCGUUCGUCAUUCAACACUUAAUUAUCGACCCAUAGCAACGGGAUUUUGGAAUCAAUUGAAGGAACUCACAAAGAAGCAACAGCUUACGUAUUAUCGCAAUCCACAAUACAACUUUAUGAGACUGUUUCUCUUUCCAUUGUUUGCUGUCAUCUUCGGCACGACAUUUUACCAACUUUCAGCUGACAGCGUCAAGCGUAUCAAUUCCCACAUUGGUCUCAUCUACAAUAGCAUGGACUUUAUCGGUGUGAUUAAUCUAAUGACCGUGCUUGAGGUCACGUGUGCUGAGCGUGCCGUGUUUUAUCGCGAACGAAUGUCGAACUAUUAUGGACCUCUACCAUAUAGUCUUUCGCUUUGGUUUGCUGAGGUGCCGUACCUGGUUAUCGUGAACAUUCUGUUUGUGACUAUCGAGUAUUGGCUUGUGGGAUGGAGCAACAAUGCAGAAGACUUUUUUCUCUUCUUGUUUGUAUUUUACCUUUAUACUUCAGCCUGUACGUAUGUGGGUCAGUGGAUGUCUGCUUUAAUGCCAAAUGAAAAGGUGGCAAACGUGGCAGUGGGGGCUUUGUCAUGCUUGUUUAAUUUAUUCUCGGGCUUUCUGUUGCCUCGAACUGCUAUGAAAGCUGGUUAUAAGUGGUUUCAGUAUCUUAUGCCAUCGUAUUAUUCGCUUUCUGCGUUGGCUGGCAUUCAAUUUGGGACUAGUCAAGACAUUAUUGCUGUGACAGCAAACAACUCAACCAAGCAAAUGACAAUUGAAGAUUACAUUGCGAACAUUUACGACUUCCGUCCCGAUAGCAAAUACAAUUUCGUUGGAGCUUUAGUUGUAGUUUGGGUUGUUGUGCAGCUCGCCAUUUAUCUUACAUUUAAAUACGUGAGUCAUUUGAAGAGGUAA